This is a messenger RNA of Penicillium macrosclerotiorum, 756 nucleotides long. RefSeq lists its product as uncharacterized. The transcript is spliced from 3 exons. Gene Ontology annotation, molecular function: phosphatidate phosphatase activity. Bases 1 to 756 code for a protein of 251 amino acids. The record is from RefSeq and is a predicted model, not a curated record. Lineage: Eukaryota; Fungi; Ascomycota; Eurotiomycetes; Eurotiales; Aspergillaceae. Gene Ontology annotation, biological process: phospholipid metabolic process.
AUGCCUGCCGCCCGAGACGCGAUCGCGCAUAUUUCGAAGCUGUUGGUGCUCUCCUACGUGGUCGACUGGGUGAUAAUCAUUGGAAUCGCCUUGAUUGGCUAUGGAUUCUACAAACAGACCCCAAACCAGCAUCCCUUCUCCCUCACCGACCCCACGAUCUCCUACCCUUAUAUCGAGAAUGAAACCGUAUCAACUGUAACUUUGAUACUUGUGGGACUCUUAGCCCCUGCCGUUAUUGUGUUGAUCGGAGCGCUAGUCCUUGUGCCUGGGACGACCGCUGCCGAGGGCGCAAAGCCCUCAAAAUCGCAAACCCUGCGGCGCAAAUUCUGGGAAUGGAAUGCUGGGUGGAUGGGGCUCGCUCUCGCACUGGCAAGCGUGUGGACGGCCACCCAAGGACUGAAGGUCCUGAUCGGAAAGCCGCGUCCAGAUCUUCUGGCGCGAUGUAACCCGGACCUGAGCAAGAUCGCGACUUACACGGUCGGCGGUCUGGGAGACCGUCUUCAAGGGGCAGCGACCCUGGUCAGCUAUGAGCUUUGCCAGGACCAAUCCUCCAGCCUUCGCAUCGACGGAUUUUCAAGUUUCCCGAGCGGCCAUUCGUCCUUUUCUUUUGCUGGUCUAGGCUAUCUAACACUGUGGCUCUGUGCGAAGUUUUCAGUCGGCUUCCCCUACCUGUCUCACUUCAAUACAGAAGGAUAUGAUCAGAGCGAUGACCGUUCUUCUGUCCGAACGCGUGGUGCCGCCCCCCAGUUCUUCUAA